AUGACGGGCAGGGCGCCUCCCUCCCCCACACCCCGGCCGCGCGCGCCCGCCCCGGCGGGGCGGGCGCCGGUGGGCCUCCGCGGGUUCCGCGUCGAGCUGCGCAGCUACGACCAUCGCGAGGCGGACGCGGUCUGCUGGACGGCCAGCCGGACGGGGUCCGGGGACGACGUCCGGCUCCAGCACUUCAACCUCGGCUGCCUCCGCGCCAACGGCAAGUACCUCCCCUGGAACAACGGCGCCAGCAUCGGCCACAUCGACGGCGCCAGCACGAUGAUGCACUGGGUCGUGGAGCCCAUCCCCGCCCGGGAGACCAUGCCUCCCCUCCCACGUUCGACCGGGCUUACCCUCCCCCGGGCCGUGCUGCCGUCGCGGCAGAUCGUGUACGUGUGGACGGACAACCACGGGGACCUCAUCACCAGCGGCUGGCACACGUUCAGGGGGAGAUCCGUGUUCCGCCUGAGGAAGGAGCUGGCCAGGCUGCUCAACGCCGUCCAAGUCUUGGGCGUCGGCGACCUCGUCUUGUGCCUCCCCACACGUGAUGGCCGGCUUUUCCCACUCCUCGUCGACCUGCCCAACAACCGCCAGCCCCUCCACGUCGUCGUCGUCAUCGCCGGGACGCCUCUUCACGCGCGGCUGCGGUAUGCGGAUGUCGAUGCAGAGUAGAGAGAUACCCCUACAAGUCGCUUUCCUGUCCACGUCUUCAGAAGUGUCGCCGCCUCAGACACGAUGACAUUAGAGCCCGGUUCCUUCCGUUGAGAUAUGGGUUCAGGAAAACCCAGCAGUUGUUGUGUUUCUGCUAGCUAAGCUAAACUUGGUUUGUUCUCCUGACAGUAGGAAACCUAUUUGCGUUGGCAUCACGGUUCUAAAAUUCUGAAACUGUUUGAACAAUGAUGCAGUGACAUCAGCCUGUAAUGUGUUGACAAUUGCCACUA
This is a messenger RNA of Triticum urartu, 932 nucleotides long. The record is from RefSeq and is a predicted model, not a curated record. NCBI's taxonomy places the organism in Eukaryota, Viridiplantae, Streptophyta, Magnoliopsida, Poales, Poaceae.